Molecule: messenger RNA, 5178 nt
Organism: Talaromyces rugulosus
Lineage: Eukaryota; Fungi; Ascomycota; Eurotiomycetes; Eurotiales; Trichocomaceae
Exons: 3
Coding region: 1-5178 (1725 amino acids)
Source: RefSeq, a predicted model, not a curated record
AUGGCGCAGUCUAUAGACUUCAAUGCGCUUAAGGCGCGGACGAUGGGCUCCAGCAACGAUGAAGAAGCUGUGACCGUCGAUACCCGUGGCUUGAUUUCUAAGGUGCUGUCACGCUAUUCAGGAAAAUGGACCGUCCUCCGCGAGAUGAUCCAGAAUGCAGCUGAUGCUUCCGCUACUCGAGUGACUGUAAAGUUCGAAACGUUACCAUCGACAACAGUGCCUAUACCAGCCGCAGCAGACCAAACUACUAUGCUCAAGCAUGUAAUCUCUCACCAUACUCUUCGUCGGCUCUUGAUAUCGAACAACGGGAAUUCGUUCAACGAAAAGGAUUGGGCCCGGCUGAAACGGAUUGCAGACGGCAACCCCGAUGAGACCAAAAUCGGCGCAUUUGGUGUUGGAUUUUAUAGCGUCUUCGAUGACUGCGAGGAACCAUUUGUCUCUUCCGGCAGCGAAGCUAUGGCAUUUUACUGGAAGGGAAAUUCACUAUUCACGCGGCGACUCAAGCUAGGGGAAGCCGAAAGCUCUCCGGAUACUACGUUUGUGCUUGACUAUCGAAACAACUCGUCUCCGGUACCUGCAUUGAUGGAAUUGGCAAAAUUUCUUGCCACCAGUUUGACCUUCGUCGGCUUACAGGGCAUCGACUUAUGGCUGGACGGUUGGAAUUUGCUGAGACUGACGAAGAAGACUGCGCCAAGUGAGAAAGUUUCUCUGCCUCGGGAUAUUGAGACAAGGACACCCGAAGGCCUCAUGAAAAUAACUAGUGUGAUGAGAGAAGUUGCUCAAGUUGAUGCUGCGUGGAUGAAAGGAAUUGAAUGGAGUCCACAAACGACUCUCUCGGCUAGUUUGGAGGGUAUUCGAGACACCACAAGUACCCUCCGGUCAUUCUUCUCCAAGUUCACUGGAUCUACAAAUACUUCGUCGGAUAAACAAAACACGGAGACUUCCGAAAAUCAAGAAGAAGGGGACUUGACUGUCAUCCACAACGCCUCUGUAUUUUUGCAUAUCAAUACCGCGUCCAUCCAAACGUCUGUAAGCAGCUCCCUUUCUAGUGAAUUAGAGCGAGCAACUCGAAAACCUCCACCAAAACGUACAUCUAUCGCAGUACUCACGCCUUCGUACUCGGCGAAUGCGUCUUCGAAGCGAUCAGAAGUCCUCUCCUCGGUGCUUCCGUCAAAAUCAGGAAGGGUCUUCAUAGGAUUUCCUACACAUCAGACAACAGGUCUUAAUGCUCAUAUUUCGGCACCAUCGGUCAUCCCUACCGUUGAAAGAGAAAGCAUUGACCUCAAUACUCGAUACAUCAGUGUGUGGAAUCUCGAAAUGCUUCGCGCAGCAGGCAUUGUGUGUAGGAUUGCAUGGACAGCUGAUAUGUCAUCAAUAAAACUUAGGGUUGUUCCGCAAGGAGGCUCAAAAAUUCGAAAAACAGACGUCGCGAGUUUUAUUCCUGAAGCAGUGCAUACUGCUAACCAAUUCGUGUUCCGAGAAUCUACACCGUCUGCAACGCUGGGACAGACAUUGGAAGAUUCUUUCUGGAUGUGCAACAAAAAUGCGUACAUCGAGAUUUUGUCUACACGUGGUGUUUUGCCUACUCAUCAAGUUCGUAUAGCACCAAAGGAACUCAGUUUUAUGGAUGGCAUUCCGUCUCUUCCCGAUGAACUAGUUGAGAACUCAAAAGAAUUCGUCAAGAAGCUCACAGACUUUGGUCUUGUUACUGAAGUGACAGUGUCAGAUAUCAAACGAGAACUCGAAAACAGUGCCUUGACUUCAGCACAACUCAAAGAGUUUCUGGCUUGGAUUUGCAAGCGUGCAGUAUCUGAGGAAUUUGAUAAGAGAACAACCCUCUCGUUGUUGAAGUCGGCUAUUGCCAAUGAAGAACCUUCUGAUGGACACCCAGGCGGUGUGCUGGCUUUGGAAGGGAUUGACAGCUACUUGAAUCCGUCUAGAAUACCAGCUGAUUUGCCUGUCCCGCCAUCAGUGAUGCCUUUCAAGUAUACUAGGCUCUUAGAUAAACGAGCGCUAGAGGCUCUUGGCUGGGUCGAAUUGCAAAUAGUGCCCUGGCUAAGAUGGCUUCUGGACAAUUCUGGAAACAGAAAUGUCCUCUCGGCGGACAAGGAUUUAACACAGAACCCGCAGUUUGCUGCACAGGUCUUGCCAGUACUGUCUAAACACUGGGACACACUCAGUCAACAAACGGUGAUCAAUAUCUUGCAGCCAAAAACAAUAAUUCCCGUCAAGAAUGGCAUGAAACGACCGGAAGAAGCAUAUUUUCCAACUGUUCGGUUGUUUGAUGACUUGCCAGUUGUUUUUGGCCUUCAAGGGGUGAAAGAAAAGUUUCUUGUUGCGCUUGGUGUCCGCAAAACGGUAGAGCUUGGUGUCAUCUUUGAGCGACUACUCAAUAAGGACGAGUCUACUGAGAAAGAUGGAACCAUAAAGCAUAAAUGGAGUCAUGUCGACUUGAUCAAAUAUCUUGCGUCUGUGCGCGACGACAUCCCAGCCAAGGAUAUAGACAGACUCAGGGACAAGAACAUCUGUACUGCCGAAAACGCUGAAAGUGGGACCUCUGGACGAGCACGAUACAAGAUUUCCGAGCUUUUUGAGCCUAAAGAAUCACAUCGAAAGUUGGGUCUCCCUGUCAUAGAGUGGGUUGGAAAAUACUCUUCUCAUAGCAAAGAAGGGCAAUUUCUAUCAACACUCGGUUUAAGGAGUCAUCCUUCUGCUAUCGAAGUCGUCGAAAUCAUGGCCAAAGCAGCUGCAGGCGGCGACAGUGCACUUCAGGCCAAGUCGAUGUCUUACUUUAUCACUGAAUAUCACACCAACAAGUACACUGCUCUCAACAUGUCCAAGGUCACACUCUGCUUUCUUCCCGUUGAUGGACUUAACAAAUUGAGUGCGCCCAAAGACUGUUUCACUCACGAAGGUGCUUCCUUAUUUGGGCUCGAUAUUCUGAGACGCGACCUCCAUCCGCACGCGGCUAUGUUUGGUGUACAAGAGCAUCCUCCAAUUGUUGAUUGUGUGCAAUACAUUAUUCGCAAUCCUCCGAAAACAGUAAACGAGGCCAAAAGUAUAUUUGCUUACAUGGCUAUAAGAAUCCCAGAAUUGAAGUCAGCGGACAAAAAUCGACUUGAAGCAGCGCCGAUCGUCCCGAUCUCUGCAGAUCAAACCACCGAGAAGAAAGCCACCAUGAGCUACAUAUCGCCUAAGAACUGUUAUAUUGGCGACGGAGAAGACUUCCGGGACAUUUUUGAUUUCGUAAAUUUUGGGCAGAUGGGGAAUCUCUUCCUGCAAGCAGUUGGAUCGAAGCAGGAACCUACUAAAAUUGAAGUGGCUCGCAUGCUAGUCAAAGAACCGGCACGGAUUUCUUCUAAAUUCCAAAGCCCAGAAAAGUACUUGAAGUUGCUAAGGAGCUUGGCGGAAAGCUUUUCCACUCUGAAGCGUCAAAAAGAUCUUAUCCGUGAGAUGAUGAAUUCCCCGUUUUUGUUGGCAAGCAAAGAACUACCUUCGCAGCCUUCUACUGCGGCACAGUCAAAAGAACAUUUGGACGAAGCGGAUGAUACGUUUGAAGAGGAUGAACAAUCUAUCAAGGAAUGGCGAUUGGCUGCCGCAAAAGAUGCCGUUAUCGUUGACGACUACCAAAGCUUUACCCUUUUUAAAGAGCAUAUUCUUGCUGCUCCUCAAGAAGAAAAUCUGGAGAAAUUCUAUGCGGCUUUGGGAACCCCGUUUUUGAGCUCCCUUAUAGAAGAGCGUGCCAACUGGGGAGCUAAGUCCUCAGACCAGAAAGCUGCAGCGAGGCUACAAAAGCUUAUUAAUGAGAGAACGAGGCUUUUUCUUCAUGAACAAAGUCCCGAUUCUAUCAAACACGAUACGAAAUGGCUUGAGAAACAUCUCGGCAUAGUGGUUGUUCAUUCUAUCUCCCUUCGGCGCUCUCUUAAAAACAGCGGGGCAUCUCACAAUCAGAAACGGAAUGCGAUCAUCACGCCUCAAGGAAGUGGCUAUACACUGUGGAUCACCCCUGGUAAAUACGAUUUGUAUGAAAUCAGUCAGGCCCUUGUGCAUAUACUCCUCUCUCGUCCUAAACUCCAUUCGAUUUUGACUCUGGAGAUGCUGUUGAAGACAGAUCUUUACGAUCUUCGGGCACGGGGCUACAAUGUUGAACGAAUACUUCGCAAGAGGCAGAUGGAAGCUCAGAUUGCAGAGGACCAGCGACAGAAACAGAUUGAAGUAGAAAAGAAACGCAUUCAGGAACGCGAAGCGGAAUGGCGCGAAGCUCAGGAGCGACAAACAGCUGAAGAGUCUAGUUCUGGACAUGCGAUGCCGGGACUGUUUCCGGAUUCUCCAUCAAACCCCAAACCUCGUGGCGAUGAUCAAGGGAUGCCCGAACAGGAACUGCAGCCGCGAAGUCUUUUCUCCAAUCUGACAAAGCGUUUUGGUCUCGACGACAACAAACAGCCACAGAAUCCUUUCCAGUCAAUCUUCUGGUCCCGAUCGACACAAGAAGAGGCCCCGAACAAAGUUAAUGAUUCGAAGGCGCCGCCACCUUAUUCGGAGAAUGAUCCGCGAAAAUCAACCAAAAAGCCUAGUGAACCCAAGAGUGUGACCUCCCCACAUCAACUACAGAAUAAUCUUUUGUCAGCAAUUUCAGCAUGUCGCCCACAUGGAGCUUCCGGUGUCUACAGUCGUCCGGCUACAGAUGAGGUAAAUGAAACCAAGUCGUACUGUGAUGAGCGACCCAGCCACGAUCUUGAAUUUGUUGCCACUCUUCCAUCCGGCAUCCACUUUCUCGAAGCGAAGUCGGUUCCAGACCGGUCUGCAUUUCUGUCUGAGAAUUCCACCGGCAUCAAUGCAUUUGCGAAACUUCUCGUGGAAUGUGCUAGCGUGUUUUCUCUCCGGCUAGAGAGUCUAAGCAUAUUCUAUGAUCCAGGUGGGAAGACAAUCGCAUUCAAUCGCGGCGGCAGCCUCUUCUGCAACUACCUCUACUUCAAACAACUACAUCAGGCUCGACUUUUGCAGGACCCUGUUAGCGGUAGAGCUGAUGCUCUUGUAUACUGGUGGGUUAUUUUAUGCCACGAACUGGCUCACAAUCUAGUAGAAGCACACAGCUCGGAUCACAGUUAUUAUACCGAAGGCUUUGUUGCCCAAUAUUUCCCCAAAGUUGCCGCGAAGUUGUUGGAAAGCCAGUCAUGA